CAUUAAAACACUAAAAUUAUCGCUUUUUAUCAUAUUAUUGUUUGUUUAUUCAGAUCUGUAUUAACAGACUCAGUAACUCAAGUGCUUUCACGAUAAGAAGUCCACUAAAGUCGAGAAAUCAUGGAAAAAACCGGGCCUGGAUACGCUACACCUUUGGAUGCAAUGAAAAAUGGCCCCAAAGAAGAAAUACUUUACGUUGUAGCGGUCCAACCUAAUCAAGGUGAAGGAAAAACUGAUUUAUUGGCUACUGUAGAUGUGGACCCAAAAUCACCGACCUAUUGCAAAAUCAUCCACAGACUAAGGACGGGUCGCCUAAACGAUGAGCUUCACCACACGGGUUGGAACGUUUGCUCGAGUUGCCACGAUUUUAAAGGGUGUUGUACAGCUCCGGUCAGAGAUAAGCUGGUGAUGCCCGCACUAGGUUCUAAAAGGGUGUACUUUGUGGAUACCGGAAGUGAUCCUAGGCAACCCACGAUACACAAGGUUUUAGAAGCAGAAGAGUUAGAUAAAGUGGAUUGUUCCACUCCUCAUACUACGCAUUGUUUGGCAUCUGGGCAAAUUAUGAUAUCUGCUAUGGGGGACAAUAAUGAUGAAGGAAAUUGCGAGUACGUUCUAAUUGAUGGAAAAACUUUGGAAGUAACAGGCACUUGGUGCAAAGGCAGAAAAGCCAAAUUCAACUACGAUUUCUGGUACCAACCGUACUUCGACAUAAUGGUGUCCUCCGAAUGGGGGGCACCAAAGGUCUUCAAAACCGGCUUCCACCCCUCCCAUGCCGAUGAUAUAGAAGCCUACGGACGCAGCCUGAACUUCUUCUCUUGGAGCAAGAGGGAAUUAAUUCAAACUAUAGAUUUGGGCGAUGAAGGCAUUGCCCCUUUGGAGGUCAGGUUUUUGCAUGACCCCAAGCAAAGUCAAGGGUUUGUCGGGUGUGCUGUCAACGCCAAUGUUUUUAGGUUCUACUUAAAACCUGACGGUACCUGGGCAGCUGAAAAUGUUAUAAAUAUAAAACCCAAAAAAGUAUCAGGUUGGGUUGAUGAUUACAUUCAAGGAAUGAUUACGGAUAUUUUGUUAUCAUUGGAUGAUAAAUAUCUCUAUCUAUCCAAUUGGCUACAUGGAGAUGUCAGACAGUAUGAUAUUUCGGACCCUGCCAAUCCCAAAUUAACAGGUCAAGUAUUUUUGGGAGGAAUGAUACUGAAAGACUCCAAAGUGGUUGUACUCGAAGACCACGAACUUUCCGAACAACCCGACCCUGUUUUCAUCAAAGGCAAACGUUACUACGGGGCCCCGCAAAUGUUGCAACUUUCCUUAGACGGAAAAAGACUAUACGUCAGCACCAGUUUAUUUUCCCCGUGGGACAAACAAUUUUACCCCGAAUUAGUUGAAAAUGGCGGAAGCAUAGUCAAAAUGGACGUGGAUACUGUUAAUGGCGGAAUCAAGUUGGAUACAGAUUUUCUUGUGGAUUUUUCCGAAGGACCAGAUGGACCUUUAUUACCACAUGAGAUGAGGUAUCCAGGUGGAGACUGCACUUCCGAUAUUUGGUUAGCCGAUUAAAUGUUUUAAAUGUUAAAUUGUUAUUACUAUUGUUAUUACUAUAAACAACCACAUAUCAUUUGUACUAAAUUUUACUUAAAUAUACUAUAAUCUAAUAAAAUAACAACAAAAUAACUCACGUAUUUCUGUAGACCAUCAAACCC
Brassicogethes aeneus is the source of this 1691-nucleotide messenger RNA. The record is from the annotation of a GenBank genome assembly. Lineage: Eukaryota; Metazoa; Arthropoda; Insecta; Coleoptera; Nitidulidae.